CUCCACCCACUCACUCUUUAUAAGAUCAGUAAGUUCUGCCUGCUUUCUCUUUACAUUCUCUUAGUGAGUUUAUAAGGAAGAGCAUCAGAGUUUCAACAGGUCUCUAGAUUGUUGAUAAUGGAUAAAGGAAUCAUCAUCAAACCUCCACCGUAUUCUGGGCAGCCGUUGGUCCAAGGCAGCGUUCCCUACCCAAUACAGCAGUUUGCUCAACAACCUCAACAAGUUCAAAUGAUGGGUAAUUUCCCCCCACCACCUACACAAGGGACGGUCAUGGCUCCAACCACCAUAACCCAAACAGUCCAGUCUGUAUCUACACCUGGCACAGUUCCAGUGGCGGCAGGAUUUAUCCCACAAGGGCCAGUCAUGGCUUCAUCCACUGUGACUCAAACUGUUCAGUCUACAUCUAUGCCUGGUGUAGUCCCACAGGUGGUAGUGGUGCCCCCCCGUCUGACUGAUGUCUCGGGGCAGAUGAAAUGCCCACACUGCCAGCAACAGGUUGUCACGGAGACGACAUACACAAAUGGUCUGCUCGUCUGGGCCAUUUGUGGAAGUCUUGGCAUUCUCGGGAUCUGGCCAUGCUGUUUGAUUCCGUUCUGUGUGGAUGCCUGCAAGGAUGUAGAACAUCGCUGUCCUAGCUGCAAGACCCUCGUCUACGUGCACAAACGCAUGUAAUUGGUUCUGGACCAAAGCAAAUCUAAACAAAUUACCAAAAAAUAAAUAAAAACUUCAGUAGAACUUAAGAGAAAUCAAAAUAAGAGUGUCCCAAAGCCUUAAAAAAGAAAUGUCAGCCUUAAUGGUAUAGAACUGUUUUAGAUAUAUUUUCAUUAUCACUCACAGACAGACAGACAGACAGACAGACAGAUAGAUAGAUAUUCUAUCAUGAAAUGUCAAAUUUAAACCCUGCGGGAUAUACAGUACAUAUUAAACAAAAUGUAAGUUUUACUUCUUAUUAACAUUUUUGCAUGACAUACAGUAUGUUCAAGCUUAUGUUUAUUUGAUUAAAAUUUUGUUGUUAAUCUAAACAUCUGCAUUGGGUUUUUAUCAAUCACUCAAAAAAAGCAAACACAUGUUCAACACAGACAUAAAAAUA
Messenger RNA from Myxocyprinus asiaticus (Chinese sucker), 1090 nucleotides. Its product is annotated as lipopolysaccharide-induced tumor necrosis factor-alpha factor homolog. The coding region runs from base 118 to 672 and encodes 184 amino acids. The transcript has 6 exons. NCBI's taxonomy places the organism in Eukaryota, Metazoa, Chordata, Actinopteri, Cypriniformes, Catostomidae. Gene Ontology annotation, molecular function: zinc ion binding. The record is from RefSeq and is a predicted model, not a curated record.